Danaus chrysippus (African queen) is the source of this 534-nucleotide messenger RNA. Lineage: Eukaryota; Metazoa; Arthropoda; Insecta; Lepidoptera; Nymphalidae. The record is from the annotation of a GenBank genome assembly.
CUGUCCACACGUGUGUUAGUGUGCGUGUCUCCGCUCGUGUCUGUACACGGUGCGCGUGUGUGUGUGUGUGAGGCGCGGGGCGGCCGGCCGUCAGCCGUCAGACGCGGCGCGACUCCCGCCGUGGCCGGUCGUGCCGAGCGCGUGUGUGUGUGUCGUGCGUGUUACUCGAUGUACGUACUCGACAUUAUAUCGAACAAUGUUUUAAUCCUGUCGGUGUUUCCUCAGCUGGUGGGUGCUCCGUGCGGUCACCACGGCCAGUACACCUUCUACAAGGCGCUCCGCCUGUCGGGUCCCCGGGACAGGAUCGUCGCUAUCGGGGACUUCUUCUUCGUCAGGAUCUGGCAGGACUCGGAACUGGUCUCCAUAGGCGAGCUCCAGUUGUUGUGGACGGACCGCGUGUCGGACCAGACGCUGGUCUCCCUGAGGCUGUACUUCCUCCCGGAGAACACGCCCGACGGCAGGAACGCGCACGGAGAGGUGAGGAUUAGAAGAAAAGGAAAAUUACUAAUGACUAACUCUACUAUAACCAUAUGA